AUGUGUGCCGAGCGGCUGGGCCAGUUCGUGACCCUGGCUUUGGUAUUGGCCACCUUCGACCCGGCGCGGGGGACCGACGCCACCAACCCACCGGAGGGUCCCCAAGACAGGGGCUCCCAACAGAAAGGCCGCCUGUCCCUGCAGAACACAGCGGAAAUCCAACACUGUUUGGUCAACGCAGGCGAUGUGGGGUGUGGUGUGUUUGAAUGUUUCGAGAACAACUCUUGUGAGAUUCGAGGCUUACAUGGGAUUUGCAUGACUUUUCUGCACAACGCUGGAAAAUUUGAUGCCCAGGGCAAAUCAUUCAUCAAAGAUGCCUUGAAGUGUAAGGCCCACGCUCUGCGGCACAGAUUCGGCUGCAUAAGCCGGAAGUGCCCCGCCAUUAAGGAAAUGGUAUUCCAGUUACAACGGGAAUGCUACCUCAAACACGAUCUGUGCUCUGCCGCCCAGGAGAACACCCGGGUAAUGGCGGAGAUGAUUCACUUCAAGGACUUACUGCUGCACGAACCAUACGUGGACCUGGUGAACCUGCUGCUGACCUGCGGGGAGGAGGUGAAGGAGGCCAUCACCCAUAGCGUCCAGGCACAGUGCGAGCAGAACUGGGGAAGUCUGUGCUCUAUCUUGAGCUUCUGCACCUCAACCAUCCAGAGGCCCCCCACGAUGCCCCCUGAGCGCCAGCUCCAGGCGGACAGAGCCAAGUUCUCCAGGGCACACCACGGUGAGGCAGGUCACCAGCUCUCAGAGCCCAGUAGUCGGGAGACAGGCAGAGGUGCCAAGGGUGAGCGAGGUAGCAAAAGCCACCCAAACGCCCAUGCCCGGGGCCGAGCAGCUGGCCACGGGGGCCAGGGAACUUCUGGAAGCAGCGAGUGGGAGGAGGAACAGUCUGAGUAUUCCGAUAUCCGCAGGUGAAACGAAAGGCCUGGCCGGGAAAUCUUUCCUCCACGCCGUCCAUUUUCUUCUCUAUGGACAUUCCAAAACAUUUGCCAUUAAAGAGGGGGGAUGUCACACGCAGGAUUUGGUGGGGAUUGCGGACUUGAUGAAGGUGUGUGCUAGCGGGCCGAACAGGUGAGGCGGAGGCGGCCUAGGCCGCAGCGAGAUCUCGGCUGUGCCCGGGGGGGGGUUCCACACUUGCACAUCCCGAAGUGAGCGCCACGUGGCCUCCUUGCAACUUUGUCUUCUUUCCAUCCGUGGAGCCACUGGGCGGCGGCCUGCGGUUUACUCUGCUGUGGGGGAGGUGGGCCGGGGAAGGGCGGGGGUCGGCAGGCCCGCCGGACUGGACCGGGCACUCGGUGCUGUCUUGGCAGAGGGCGGGCUGGAUCCGGGUGCAGGAGGGAAUGUGAAAACCGCGCUGGGAGUCAGAAGGGUGGAGAGGAGACGGGGGCUGUGUGGGUGCUUGGUGCCAAACAGAAGUUCAGUUUCUUGCAUGGGACCUUGAGGUUUGGAGCUGCUGGGGACGGGGAGGGCAAGGGUUCUAAGUGUAAUUUCUGAGCCAUUGUUCUGUCUGGGGGACCAUGUCCGAGGGAGUGGUCCCUGUGUGUUUGUAUAUUAACCACUGCUUCGAAUCUCUAUUUCACUUUUUUAUUUAUCCAGUUACAUCUACAUACCUGUCAUCUAAAUAAAUGGCUUUCAAACAAAGCAACUGGGUCAUUAAAACCAGCUCAAAGGAAAAAGAAAUACAGCCCAUCUUUUGGGGCUGAUUUUUUUUCUCUUUUGAGUGCUCUUUUAAAAGGAAUCAAAGAGCAAUGAAGCCGUGCGUCUGCCUGCCCGGCGUGGGCUCGCAGCCACUCAGGGCAAACCACACCCCUGGAGGAAAAUGCACGCACGAGGAGUACAUUUGACAGAUUUUCCCUUAGCAUUUUGUUACCCCCACCUUGACCCUCAGCCAAGAUCAAUAAAGCCGCAUACCUGAUGCCAUGAGGUCAAGUCGGAAACGGGGCUUCUUGGUGUGUGGGAUGGAAAGGGGGAGAAGAGAGCGAAGAUGGCUGUGAUUUCCAGCAGGGAAGGCUGACCUUUUACAUAAAUGGAGGAGACCGCCAGGAAGCACUGAGGGACAGGAUUUUCCAGAUCCGGAUUGGGAAUGUAGCAACGAAGAAAGGAGUCCGAGUGGACAAAGGAAAGGCAGAGAGGAGGGACAGAACUAAAAAUCCAAGGCAAGGCGGGAGAGGACUGUAACAAAGGGUCAGCGGUGGGGUUCUUGUGGUUGGUCAGAAUGUUCCACAGAUAGGUCUUUUCUUUCUUGCCUGCUGGGUUGUCACAUUAAAGCUUCUCCUCUCUUGCAGCCAGUACUCAAACAGGAGGCCAGUAUUACAAGGAGUAGACAGGUGUUCUGGGCCAGUUCCUUCCAGAGCAGUGGUCAGCAAACUUUUUCUGUAAAGGUCCAGGUAGUAAAUUACACUAUUUUCCGUUGGGUGGGUCAUGUGGUUUCUGUCACAAGUACUCAACUGUGCCACUGCGGCAGGAAAGCAGGAAUACAUAGACAUGUGUCACCAACAGGCCUGGCUCCACGCCAGUAAAAUUGCAUUUAAUAGAUGCCCACCUGGAUCUGGCUCUUGGGCCUGAGUUUUCUGACCCCCAUUCUAGUGAGCUGGAAAAAAGUAAGCAUCCUCCAUUUGUAUCAGCUUAUAGUUUUCCCUCAAAGCAACCUGAGGCCAGAGAUAAAGAAGCUAAAUUUAUCUACUCUAAAAUAAUUUGUCCCAGGGAAUGCCCUUACCCAAAACCCAGCUAGUAUUUAUAUACCCCAAACCCAAUCUCAUCAGUGCCAGGACAUGGUGCUGGAAGGUCAGCUCCCCAGUCUUCCGUGAUCCACGUUAGAAAGAAACCAUUUGGGUGGGGGGUGGGGGGGACAAAAUGCUGGGAGAAACACCUAGAAAGCUAGAGCUGCAGAAAGCAGAAGAGAUGGUGCACUUAAUCCAGCUCUGCCCUCGGGGGGAGAAGGACCGGUGUGUCAGGCUCUGCCAUGGGAACCAAACGUAAACCAUGGCUGUCUCAUGCCAUGGGCCACUGCAGCAUGUUACUGUUUUACUUACAUCACUCAAAAGCUGAAGCAAUAACAUUCUCCCGCGUUGCUGGGUCAGCUGUUCAUUUGUUCGCCGGCUCCUGGGCUGGAUGUGUGAAAGGCAUCACUUUUAUAUUUUCCUCAGUGUAAAUGUUUUAUGUGUUCGCCUACUGAUGUCCCAUUUGUUGCUUCUAUUGUAAAUAUUUGUCAUUUGUAUUUAUUAUCUCAGUGUUUUCCCCCAAGACAUAAAAUUGCUUACUGUGUUCAUUUGAACCCCUUCACUGAUCUCUGUUGUGUAUUUUUCAUACCACUAGUGUGUUGCUUCUCAAAAGUCAGGUAGAUCGCAUUUCAUUCUGGUUCUUAAUGUUCUGAAGCAUACAAUAGUAUUUAUUGCGAAGAUUCUUUGGCUCAAAACGGAGUAAAGUCCAAAUUCCUGUAAGAGUUGACAGAGACACUUGUACAAUCUAAAAUGUAAGCAAAGUAGUCAUUAAAAAUAGACACUCGACUUGGGCUUCAUACUUCAUACAAAUUUACUCAUGAGCCUUCCUUUAAGGAAGGAUGUGGAUUUCCAAAUAAAGAUACGCUGUUUAUUUUGAGCUUUGCAUUUUAACAAGAUGAUCUGAACACCUCUCCUUUGUAUCAAUAAAUAGCCCUGUUAUUCUGAAAGGAGAGGACCAACCUAGUACAGCAAAAUGCUGACACCUGAAACCAAAUAAAUAGCAAACACCAGCUCAGAGCUGUAGCCAUACUUAGACACACACACACACACACACACACACACACAGAGAGAGAGAGAGAGAGAGAGAGAGAGAGAAAUUUAAACUUGAACCAAGUAAAAGGCUUUGCUAGAACAACAUGGAAAAACAAUGCUACCAGAGCCCAUUUCCUAAGGAAGAACAACCUCAUCUGAUCUCAGAAUUGGCACCACGUGAGCUUGUUAAGUCAUAAUGUCUGUUUCUGUUAUGGAUUUAGGCAGCAGGUCCUGAACAUUGUCACAUGGCAUUAUUUUUCUCCAUUCAUUAAUAAAGAUU
This is a messenger RNA of Zalophus californianus (California sea lion), 4026 nucleotides long. RefSeq names its product stanniocalcin 2 (gene STC2). Gene Ontology annotation, molecular function: hormone activity. The coding region runs from base 1 to 909 and encodes 302 amino acids. Gene Ontology annotation, cellular component: extracellular region. The transcript has 4 exons. The record is from RefSeq and is a predicted model, not a curated record. Lineage: Eukaryota; Metazoa; Chordata; Mammalia; Carnivora; Otariidae. Gene Ontology annotation, biological process: intracellular calcium ion homeostasis.